Molecule: messenger RNA, 4237 nt
Organism: Rhipicephalus sanguineus (brown dog tick)
Lineage: Eukaryota; Metazoa; Arthropoda; Arachnida; Ixodida; Ixodidae
Product: cotranscriptional regulator FAM172A homolog
Exons: 1
Coding region: 77-1114 (345 amino acids)
Biological process (GO): regulatory ncRNA-mediated heterochromatin formation
Cellular component (GO): nucleus
Molecular function (GO): siRNA binding; hydrolase activity, acting on ester bonds
Source: RefSeq, a predicted model, not a curated record
CGCCUUGCACGCCGAAGCGGGGCACCUCGUACGUACGUACAAAUCGCGGUUCUUGACGCGGUUCAAAAUCAUUUAAAUGAUGUCCACCCAAAAACACGGUGCGUUGGACUCGGGAACCAGUGACGGAUUCCCGCGAAAACGGUCGCUCGUACGUCAAGCGACAGACGUCGAAGACGAUGACUUUUCUCCGUUCCCGUCGACGAUCGCCGACUUCGGAUACUUCUUCAACGAUUUUGGCCAGCUGAGGCACUUGAAGACCGGUGAGCCUUACUUGUUUCAGGUACGCCCGGACGACCACGGCUACAACCAGCGGCGCUACGAAGCCCUGGGUGACGUUAUCACCGAACACGUUUACCAGCUCCUGGAGCAAGAGACACACCUCACGCGAGUUCCCGUGCCCGUCAACGUGCAGGAGGACGAGCCGAGCUCUUUCAUAUUCGUGUCGGAAGAUGCGUUCACUAAUAAGGACCGCCUGUUGAUUCUAAUACACGGCAGCGGCGUUGUGCGAGCCGGUCAGUGGUCGCGGCGGCUCAUAAUCAACGACUCGCUCAAGAAAGGUACUCAGCUGCCUUACAUUAGACGAGCGCAGGGGCUCGGUUACGCCGUCAUUGUGCUCAACACUAACGAUACUCAUCGCAUAAUCAACGGCGUGCGCGUUCCAGUGCGAGACUGUGAAACUGCCGAGAAACACGGUCGGCACGUCUGGGAGCACAUCGUCGAGAAGAGGGCAGCCGCGCGGCACAUUGCCGUCGUGGCGCACAGCUACGGAGGUGUCGUCGCCGUCAACGUGGCGACCGAGUUCUUCGCCUCGUUCUCGGCUCGCGUCUUCGCCGUCGCCCUGACAGACUCCGUCCACAGUUUCGCGCGUCAGAAGUCCCACCCUCGCGUCGCGCAGUUCUUCAACCAGGUCGGGAGGAAUUGGGUUUCCAGUCCGGAGCACCUCGAUCGGCCCCUCAGGGAACGACACGACGGCACCGUCGACGUGAGACGCGUCUCUGCCGGCACCGUCACCCACGAGAUGACGUCGUGGUCCAGCUUCGCGUCCGUCUUCGAGUUCCUGGAGACGGCGUACCACAAGAAGUCGGCCGGGAACGGAGAGCAGAACGAUUUGUAGUGUGGCGAUUUGUCGAGGCAGUGCAGCCUCCAUUUCUUGUUCUCCUUUUUCUUAUGUUUAAUGACGCGGCAAGCGCCUCUGAAACGUUUACUAUAAAUGUUACUUUACUGCUUGCUAGUAUGUCGACAGUACGAGCGUGUACCGUACCACUAAACGUAACGUAGGCACACAAAGCCAUAUCCAUAAGUACCAAUAGUAGUUUGGCUUUCUUGUUGAUUUGCAGCGCUCGUGUAAGUUAAUCAAGUGCCUAUAUUUGCUAUAUACUUGAGAGGUUGUAUAGCGAGGUGUACUUGUUGAAUGUUCAAGGUGAUGUCUCUUGCUCAAUGUGUGUUAUUAUAAGGAAAUGGUGCGGAGGACAAGCAUUUAAGAAGGAAAAGAAAAAAAAAUCUGAAUAUGUGCUGUGUGUCUAGUGCCUGAAAUUAAUUUAACUGUUUCUUUAGAACCGUUAUGUUCAGCAUCGAUAUCAGUUAUAAACUAUAGGACUAGAAGGGUAUGUGCAGGGUUCAUUUGUAAGAAUGGAAUAAUAUAGGUGUACCUACGUUAGGCAUUGCAUUAUUACACCCAGCUUUUUCUCAUGUCAAAUCCUGGCUUUAGCUGUGCUGACACACAGCUCCGAUUCCUAGUGUGUUUAAAUAAUUGCCGUAUUUCUCUUUGUCACAUGUUUCCUGCUCUGCACCUUGUUCCUGUAUGAAAAAGAGCCUGUUUGAUUGCUUCAUUACUGAUCCUAUAUUGCAAGCUGUACUGAUACUAUAUUUUUAUGUAGCUCUUGCAACUGUUGGGCUUCCAAGAUUGCUCUUGAUCAUGAAACAUGUUGCAUUCGAAGGGACAGUGGAAGCAAUCAGUGCAUAAAAGCUAGCAUAGUAGAAUGAUGCUAUAAAGUAGCAUUCACAUUACCUUCGUAAUUAACGUAGUUAGGACACUACGUAACAUUUUGACAGAAUGGGUUGUUUUUCACAACUUUGCAGACGAAACCAGCCUGCAGGUAUGCAUGCCUAAUGGCAUUGCAUAGUAUACAAUGCAGCUUUCCAUUACCAGUUGACUGUCUAGAGUUUUUCUCACCUUCGAUAGUGGCACGCUCCUGUAGUCGGAUACAACUGUAGAAGUCAGCGGCAUUUCCUCCUCAAAGGCGGAUGAACACUGGUAUUACGCACAGGUGUUAUAUGCCGAUAUUUACGUCUUUUGUACCCACCUGCUAAAAUCCCUCCAGGGGAUUGCAGUACCAAUAAAUAAAAAAAAUAAAAUAAAACACAAGCCUGCACGCAUUUCGGGACUGACUGAAUGGGCGCACACUCGGGACUGACUUCACGAGCGGGGCGGCCGGUGGUGCCGCCUUCAGAGAACAUCGGCACGUGCAUGAGCGGGAUUAUUUCUUUAGUCGCGGAGGUGAUCCGCUGCCCCGCUUCGGUCGUCUGGGUGGGGCCUCUCCUGACUUCUUAAGUUGUAUCCUACUAUAAUAUCCAAAUAAAAAUGUCUAACAAGAAUGAUACAAACCAUCAUUUUCACUGGUUGAUUCCGGUCUGAGUCUUUUUGCUCCGAAACAGUGGACUUGUUUUCUAGUGGCUUGUACAAGUAUGCAGCAUUGCACUGCCACUACACUACCGAAUUGCUGCUCUGCUCAAGUGUUAGGUGUUUUCUUUUAGCAGAUUAAGGCUUUUGAAAGUUGAGCGUUCACUUUGGAUAUCAGUUAGACCUUCAAGAACAACCAGAAUUAACCGUGGGGCGCUUUUUAUCUGGAACGAUUGCCGAGAGUGGUCGAAAGGGAUUGUUUGCCCCAAGUGUCUCUUUAAGUGUGGCAUACUGCCUAGUACUUAUGUUUGACCACCCAAGAAGGGUAGCUAAGCUCUAGGUACGCCUCUUUUGCUACCUCACCAGUUGAGUUAUCUACUGUGCUUACCAAUGUUGUAUAGAAUGAGAUGACCAUGAGACAACAUGCACUUUGUAUAGAAUGGAAGUUUUGCGCGACAUAUGACCAAACAUUUAUUUUGUGAUAUUUAAAUUUUUAUGUGCGUGGACCUUGAGUGUAAUGUUUUUAAUUAUUUUUAUCAUUGGGAAUAAACUGAAGGGAAACAUUAAAAAAUUAGGAUGUUUGGCAAAGCUUAGCUAGCAUUGGUAUUAAGACCUGUUUCGUUUUGUUAAACUCCAUUUGCUGGUGCAUUAUCUUUUACUGCAGAUGUAACACCAAACUUUGUGAAUUCCUGAAAAACGUUGCACAGCUAAAGUUACAAAGGGAGACAUGCCUCUGAUUGUGAGUGAACACAACUUUUAUUUAGACUGCCAGACGGCCAGCACUAGUUUCUUGCACUGCCAUGCUUAGCAUUUCGAUUACUGCUGGGUGUCUAUUUGAAAAUUUGUGAUAUUGAAAAACGCGACCAAACAAAGAAAGAAAUGUGCCAAUAUUCACAGUACCAGUUCUAUAACAAGAUAAUGUAUACUGAAUUUGGCAAGCUUCUUACAAUGUUUGUAGUGUAUAACAUGGCUCUAGUUGCUAGCCUAAUUAAAGAUCAAAGAAACCUAUUGCUAAGGACUGGCACUAUCAUUGGUGCAUGUUGAGUGGACUGCCAAAGGUAAAAUAUUGCUUAGAACUACUCUGCAAGAACCACAAUAUAUUGUUCAUUUUAAGCAACCCACUCAUUUUCCUAUAUUUAGAGCACAGAGCAAGCACCUAAUGUUGUGAUCAAUCUCUGCCUUCCUAGCAUUUCACCAUCCUAUUUCUCUAUUUGUUAACUGGGAACAGUAUUCUACAUAUGAAUGUUGUUUGUGUCAACACUUGUAUAUUGUAUUGACCACAUUCCAUGUCCUUUCCUUGACAGUGUGACUGUGGUGCAUUAAGCUUGUGAAUUUAGUUUGUAACCGUGUUCACACUAUGCACUGUGUCGAUUGACAACAUGGAUGUGGUUGUUAACAUCUCUUACUACUUCAUUGCUAUUAUAAAAUAUUGUAGUGCAGAGUAGCUCAAACCGGAACUCUUAUUACUGAAAUAUUUUGUCCUUUAUUCUCAUUGCUAUUCUUGUUGUACAGAUUCUUGGCUGUAUUUCAUACAGUGCUUCCCUUGAAUAUCAGUAUCUUUUCUCAACAGUUAAGAAUUCUUAAGUAAUGACCCACACAUGUGUUAUUACGAAGCGU